Molecule: messenger RNA, 959 nt
Organism: Toxorhynchites rutilus septentrionalis
Lineage: Eukaryota; Metazoa; Arthropoda; Insecta; Diptera; Culicidae
Gene: Use1
Product: vesicle transport protein USE1
Exons: 4
Coding region: 114-824 (236 amino acids)
Biological process (GO): retrograde vesicle-mediated transport, Golgi to endoplasmic reticulum
Cellular component (GO): endoplasmic reticulum; SNARE complex
Molecular function (GO): SNAP receptor activity
Source: RefSeq, a predicted model, not a curated record
UGAACUUUGCAUUCGUUAGCAGAAAGUGUACAAAAUUGUACGAAAUAGAAAAUCAUCAAUAGAGAAUACGAAUUGCUUUUCGAAUAUACGGGUCGGUGAACCAACAAAUAACGAUGACAUCAAAAUUGGAAAUUAACAUACGGAGUUUAAUAGUGCAGUGUGAUGAAAUUGUCUCCAUCGAUCAACAGGACUGGAGACUGAAAAAAUACAUUAAAUCGCUGGACAAAAUGAUUCAGGAGCUGGAGGAACAGAUAUCCGACGACAAAUUAAUUAACGAGUAUCGCAAUAGAUGUGCAGAGCUGAAGAAAGCUUCAAAUUACGUGGAACUGAACCUGGAGCAAAGUCGAUUGAAGUCCAAACUUAAGGCAUCUGGGGAUUCGGGAGAGGACGUUAUCCGUGAGAUUCGUCAAAUCCAUGACCAAAAAUUCGCGAAUGAGUUGCGGAGCGAACUCUUUAAUGGGAAUUUCAAUUCAACUAUAAGACGACGUGCAGGACAGAAAGUGGCGGAGAAUUUGGAGCAAACAGUCAAACAGUAUUCGGACAUUCAGGAGAAGAUAGCAGAAGACAUGCUGCUGUUGACAAGAAAUUUAAAGGAACAAACGGAGACUGCUAAUAAAAUUAUCAAAAAAGACACUGAGGUCGUGAGUAAAUCUGCAAAGUUGACUGAUCAAAACAUGUCCUCACUGUCGAGCGAGUCGGCUAAACUUCAGGAAAGUUCCCGGAAGGCGUGGAAAUGUUGGAUGUGGAUGAUGAUAGGACUAGUGAUGCUGAUUUUUAUCUUUAUGGUGCUUUUUAUGAAGAUCAUGAAAAAGAAGACUUACUAACAAACCACGCCAGCUUACCUAAUUGCAACAGCCACUAGAGAAAUUAUCAUAGUUUUUGUGUAAACUAUACAUUCGGUUCCGUCGGGUUUUUGUUGAUUGUUAAUAGGAAACAAAUUUUUCGUGUUUCAUUGAAAA